AUGGCCUCAUACGACGAGAAUGGGGGCGACGCCCAGUUUGGUGGGAGGUUUAACAAGAACUUCGAUGGUCCCGUCGGACCCCGUCGGCCAAGACUGGUCACGGACUAUGGAUCUUCAAUGGUACAAUGGAUGCGCACGCGACGACCCCGCUACCAAGGUGGACAUCGAAUGGAGGUGGAAAGACCAAGUGCCAGCUUCACGGUUGAUGUCGUUCCGCCCGUUGGAAGGAUUCACUCUCCGGUCGAUACUAUUCCAGUCCGACAUCUCCAUCAAUCCAUUGGAAAGUCAAAAAAGCCAAUCGUUGUGGUGCGAUGGACUCCCGAAGGCAGGCGGCUGUUGACCGGCGGUCAUACCGGCGAGUUCAUGCUUUGGAAUGGCACAGCGUUCAACUUUGAGACAGUUAUGGAUGCGCAUUACGAUCAAAUCCAAGCCGGAGUUACUUCACUGGCGUGGUCUCAUAGUCACGAUUGGCUGAUAUCGGGUGGGCAGAGGGGAGAUGUUAAAUACUGGCGACCAAACUUCAACAACGUCGAAACGAUUGAUGAUGCUCACCAUGACGCGGUCCGAGAUCUGGCCUGGGCUCCCAGUGAUGCUAAAUUCCUCUCUGCAUCCGACGACACGACUCUCAAGAUCUUCGACUUUACCACCCGAACCUGCGAUACCGUACUGACUGGACAUAAUUGGGAUGUCAAAUCAUGCGACUGGCAUCCCACCAAAGGUCUGUUGGUUUCUGGCUCGAAAGAUCACCAAGUCAAGUUCUGGGAUCCAAGGACGGCCCGAUGCCUCACGACGCUCCACAGUCACAAGAACACAGUCACCGCGACUCGAUUCUCACGAGUCAAUAACAAUCUCCUAGCUACGUCGUCGCGGGAUCAGACGGCGAGGGUGUUUGACCUACGAAUGAUGCGCGAUAUUUGCAUUCUACGCGGCCAUGAGAAGCCGGUUUCUUCUCUAACGUGGCAUCCAAUUCACAGCAAUUUGAUUUCUACGGGCGCAGAGGAUGGGUCACUCUACCACUAUCUUCUUGACGAACCCAACCUACCCAGUGGUGCUGUUCCUACUGUUGCGCCAUAUGACAGUCCAGACCCUGCAAACACACCCCCGCAGGUAAUCUAUCCUGCUCACCGCGUCCAGUACGCCCAUGGAGCUACUAUCUGGUCUCUAGAUUGGCACCCGUUAGGUCACAUUCUUGCUUCUGGGUCUAAGGACAAUUUCACUCGAUUCUGGUCCCGGACUCGACCCGGUGAAACUAGCUACAUGAAAGAUCGCUUCCACAUCGGCGAAGAGGCUGCAGAAGCCCAAGGAACAUGGAAUCGCGGGUUCGGUCGCAAGCAAAUGCGCGAAGAAGAAGAACAAGAGAUGCAAGAUGAGGCUGAUAGCCUGGUUGAUCAAAAGCUGCCUGGUGGGCCCUCUCUACCCGGAAUUCAGGGUGGACCUGGAGCGGCUCCUCCUGAAGGCGCCGGUCUACUACCGGGUAUUGGUGCAGCCCAGCCACCACCUCCAGGAUUACCAGGUGCCAUGGGUGGAAUGGAUCCUGGUCGUCUGGCAGCAAUUAUGUCCUCUCAGCCUCCGCCGCCUCCACCCCAGCAGGGCCCUCCGAGUGGCGGGAUGCCCGGGUUUCCUAUGCUUCCCGGAAUGGGUGGGGCUCCACCUAUAAACAUGGACAUGGCACAGUUUCAAAAGCAGAUGAUGGCUCAGGGUAUACAGAUGCCUCCAAAUCUCAAUCUCCAGAACAUGGCUUCCGCAAUGGGCGGCUUGCCUGGAUUGCAAGGUGGCAUGCCAGACGGCGGACGUCGAUAG
Molecule: messenger RNA, 1800 nt
Organism: Penicillium angulare
Lineage: Eukaryota; Fungi; Ascomycota; Eurotiomycetes; Eurotiales; Aspergillaceae
Product: WD40 repeat domain-containing protein
Exons: 4
Coding region: 1-1800 (599 amino acids)
Cellular component (GO): mRNA cleavage and polyadenylation specificity factor complex
Molecular function (GO): protein binding
Source: RefSeq, a predicted model, not a curated record